AUGCGUGGGGAUCCCAGGUAUGUCUUUCAGGUGGUGGUGAGGAUGCACCACGUGAGUAGGGUGAGAGGCCUGGAGACUCAACUGGUGUGGGCCAUCUCCAAGGAGACAGCCAGGCUUAGUCCAGAGGGCAUCCCCUACUGUGCCACCAAAGUGCAGUCCAUCACUUGGAUCCAGCGUGUGGCUGGCAGGGUGACCCACUAUGCGUCUCACCUCCGCCACGAGACGUCUGUGGACGUGACGCUUGGCUGCUACCAGCAGACUGAUGUCUCAGUGGUGUACGCCACUCUCCACAUGGGGCUGGACGGGCUUCUCUCCUCUUCAGCGUGGUCGGAGGCUGCCUCCUUCUCUACGCCCACCACUCAGCAGUUCACUGACCCAGAGCCUGAGGGCCACAACUGCUAUGAGGGCUGGGAGGAGGACCUGCUGCCUGAGGAGAGGGAGGUUCCUCUGCUAAACCUCUACCUUACCACCAAGAGAGUGGAGGACAUCGCCCUGAGGCUCGUCUCCCUGCGCCAGGCCUUCACUACCCUGCUUGGUUCCACCCUGAGCAGGAACCAUCUGUUUGUGGCGGGAAAGGUCCUCCUGGGCGCACUGGUUCAGGCCAACCACAUGGACGAGGCCAAGUUCAUCCUUACCUAUAACGACUUUGUGGACUACCUGAGUGACCCCUCCAAGCGAAAUGACAUUGCGAGGGAGCUGGCUGAGGCAAAGCUCAGAAGUCCCUGA
Molecule: messenger RNA, 726 nt
Organism: Salvelinus namaycush (lake trout)
Lineage: Eukaryota; Metazoa; Chordata; Actinopteri; Salmoniformes; Salmonidae
Exons: 9
Coding region: 1-726 (241 amino acids)
Biological process (GO): mitochondrial fusion
Source: RefSeq, a predicted model, not a curated record